Molecule: messenger RNA, 27035 nt
Organism: Podarcis lilfordi (Lilford's wall lizard)
Lineage: Eukaryota; Metazoa; Chordata; Lepidosauria; Squamata; Lacertidae
Source: the annotation of a GenBank genome assembly
AUUCCAGUUACUGCUGCUGUACCUUUAAACUCUGGAAUCAAACCAGCAAAAUGAGAGCAAGCAGUGUGAGGUCCAGCCCUUCAGAGCAGCUUCAGAUGCCUCAUUGAGAGUUAUUGCACAGGGACAGGCGGUGCUGACAGUGCUCUGCCAAAACUCCUCUCCACCCAGCAACAUGGCAAAGCACAUGGCCCCCUUUCUCCUGCUUGUCCUCACCCUGGCAAGCUCAUCCCUUGCACAUCGAAAAAAGCUCCUGCUGUUCUUGAUUGAUGGACUUCGCCACGAUUAUAUCAGCGAUGAAGCGCUGGAAUCCUUGCCUGGCUUCAGAGAGAUUGUGAACAGGGGGGUGAAAGUUGAUUACCUGACACCAGACUUCCCCAGUCUUUCCUAUCCAAACUAUUACACACUGAUGACUGGUGAGUACUUUCUUAGACUUUCUCACUACAGGGCUCUUAACAGCAGGCAGCCUUAAUUGUUGCAGAUUGCAUAAAGUCAGUAGUUUCUGUAACACUGCGGGGACGAAUACGGACUAAAUUUUUAAAUGAGGAUUCAUCCUCGCUGAAGAUUAAAAGGAAUGACUGCAGGUCAGUCUGAACUAUAUAUAAAAAAACAAUAAAUUUGUCAAGUUUUUGUUCCACUUUAUUCUCAAGAAAGAAACUUCCCCCCCACAAAUAUAAUCUUGUCAAACAGUUAGACCUUGUUGGCUCAUCUGAAAAGCAAACAGUACAAUCAGAUUUUUUUAUAAAAAAUAAAAAUAAACUUUGGCUAUUAACUGUAGUUGUGGUGACUCGAUAGUAAACCACUUAACUUCUCGCCUCAGGGAAUAUCAGGCAUUAGCAAAAGUAUUAAAUGAUUCUAGGACACAGAAUACUAUUCUCAGCUGGUGCAUCUUCCCUCACUGGAAUACAGUAUUAGAUUGUGCUGAGUGUUCUUCCCCACAUUUCUGAAUAACUGGUUAAGAUAUAAUUUAACAAUUACUGAAAACAGACAUUCAUUUAUUUGAGGGCGUGUAAACACAUUUAAUCAUUUUAUGGAUCAUUUCACUAUAUUAAGCAAAAUUUGCAUCAAUUCUAACUAAAACUGAAAAUAUUGUGGCAGGACAGGAUGGGGUUGUUGUCCCCAUCAUUACAGUAUUUUCUUUCUAUUUUUGUUCGUUGCUUGUCACAGUUGAGAAUGUAGAUGCUUCCACAGCAGGUUUAUAUAGUAAAUAAUGUCAGGUAUGUAAACUUGGAGAGCAUCUAAGGUGCUCUCCAAGUUUUCAUAUUUUGCAAUAAACCUUCCUUUUCAUCCUAGAUAAACUGCAAUUUAUUUGCUUCUCUAGAGUACUUCUAAUAUUUCCCAUUCUGAGCACUUCUGCCAGCGUCAACACACGUGACCCUGGCAUAAUAAAAACCCUUGUGAGUAAAACCGGCAUAAUGUCAUGGUUUGUGACUUUGUGCUUGUGCUGCGGUAGGUACAUUGUUUCCUGCGUUACAAUUAGCUCUAUGAUCAGCAAAUAACUACUUACCCGGCUAGCCGCUGAAAUGUCUUACUCUGAAGAAGCCCCACUCACUUCCAUAGGACUCCCUCAGAAUCAGAAGGUUGUGGACUGGAACUUCUGCAGUGUUUCCAAAGUUCACUUUGCUUCCCAUUCCGGUUACACAGCAGGAAUGUGAGAGAAAGAAAGAGAAUAUAAACAAGGGGCAACUGGUCCAAACACUGUGCAAGGAUCCUGGAAUUAAAAAAGCAAAGCACAAGUUUUGUAUGAUCAAAGCACUGCACUUGAAUUAAAGAGAGGAUCUGCAACAGUUUAAGUAAUAUCCAAAUACAUACAGCACUCUGAACCCCCUGGAUAACUAAGGCUGUAAUCUUAAACACACUUCUGUGUAAACCUGCAUAGGCUUGCUCUGCAUGUUGAGAAGGGUCCAUAGCUCAGCAGUAGAACAUCUGCUUUCAAUCCCUGGCAUCUCCAGAUAGGGCUGAAACCCUGGACAGCUGCUGCCAGUCAGUGUAGACAAAACAGGGCGAGAUGGACCAAUGGACCAGACUCAGAAUAAGGCAGUUUCCAGUGCAAAUCACCCCUGCCAUGCAAUGAUGGGAAGAAGAUGCUGGGAGGUCAGGCAGCUGGAAGAAAGAGUUUGGAUUUGAUAUCCCACUUUAUCACUACCCUAAGGAGUCUCAAAGCGGCUAACAAUCUCCUUUCCCUUCCUCCCCCACAACAAACACUCUGUGAGGUAAGUGGGGCUGAGAGACUUCAGAGAAGUGUGACUAGCCCAAGAUCACCCAGCAGCUGCAUGUGGAGGAGUGGAGACGCAAACCCGGUUCACCAGAUUACGAGUCUACCACUCUUAACCACUACACCACACUGGCUCUCUUAGCCACUGAGGACACCUGUUCUUUCCAGAGACAGUGAUAGAUAUAGGAGUGCUCUCAAACUAUAUACCUGCUCCUUCAGGGAGAGGGCAACUUGAUCAAGAACAGACAACUUGUCAGUUCCCCAAACUUGGGAGCAACUUGCCCACAGGGCUUCUGUAUUACCAGGAUUCAGCUUCAGUUGACUGGCCUUUAUCCAGCCCCUUAAUAAUUCCAGACAUUGGUCAAAGAGACUUCUUAUCACCUCAGAGAUGUGAGGAGUAGAGAAGUAGAGCGGAGUGUCAUCAGCAUACUGCUUACACACCUUGCUCCAUAUUACCAAUUGGAAUGGUCAUCUUUUCUACCCAGUCACAUCUGGUUUAUCAGGUUACUCUAGGAGUAGGACCUGGGAAUGAACCCAUCACUACAUAGGAGUGGCUGCUAGAUGAGAGUGAACCAACAGACACUCCUUAUUUACUUACUGUCACACUACAAAAAUGCAAUAAACUUCCUUGUGCCAUAUUUGAAGAACAAGGGCUAUGAUUCUCACAGUGCACUACUUACCAUACUAGAGGAUUUUGAUUGGGCGGGGAAAUCACAAUAAGCACACCUAGGCUGCAUUUCUUCAAGAAAUAAUUCUUGCAAAGGGGGCACUGGUGCUGGUGUUGCUCCCGUAAGUGCUCCAGCAAGAUGGCACACCGCAUGGCUGUUGGUUGGCAAGGGAAAAUAGGUACAUAAAAAGAGAAUUUACUGGAUGCCAAGAUCCAGAUCUGGGGCAGGUACUCUUUGGUGAAAGAACCCCAGCAGAGAUUUAAAACAUCACAAAAUAUGCAGCAAAGUAAAACAUGGAAGUAUAGGCUGUUAGGCAUUUAAAAGACACCCUCUAAGUUUCUUCCAGAGUUUCCCACUUCCCCUAGCACAAAAAAAGACCAAAUGUUUGGUAAGUUAAAAACAGUUUACUUACAAACUUUUCCAAAGUCAGAUUCAUGUGCUUUUGCAUGCAGCAUUCAGGAAACACAGGCAACAAAACUUAGGUUAGUUCCAAAGUGUUGAAAGUUCCAAAAUUAUUAGGUACAGGAAGACAAGGAUUGUUUGUAGAAAAGGUGAGGGGGAGUGAUCUAGCUAAGUCUGGAAAUGUAGCUCAAUAAAGGCAUAACUAACACUAAAAUGCUUUUAUCAGGAGUGGGUACCAAGGUGAAAUUUUGGUGUUCCUAGUUAGUUGCAGGUCCCUUCUGGAUUCUAUCCAGAAGAGCCAAUCCCUUAGUCGACACACUUACUCAAGGUCAAAGCAGAGCUCAGUUUUGGAAAAAAAUAAUAGUCUAAAACAGUUUGACACACUGCUUUCCAGAGUUGGUUAUCACCCAAUUGCAGGAAAACACUCAGCUGACACAGUGGCAAUUCUUUUAAUAUAUUUUAACUGAGCAAGGUCCACUCUUGCCUUAAUUGUCGGCCACCCGGAUUCUGUACGAAGAAGGAUCUUUCAGGAAAACCACGACUGGUACAUGUUUGUUGUGAUUAUAGCCCCAAGUCUGUACUCAUUAGUGAAACACUCUGGUAAAUGCCAGUCAAAGACUCCUGCUGUCCCAGACCUGAUAAUUUUUGUGGUGGUUAAGUAUGGCUUUAGCUCUGUGCAUUUUUAUUCUUCUGCUAUGUGUUUUUAAUUUGUUUAAUGCUACGGAGUUGUAUUCCUCUACUGUUUAGUUUUUAAAAUUGUGUAGUUUGGCCUUCUUCAAGCGCUCUAGCUACUUUGGACUACAGUUCUCAUUAACCCCAGCCAUCAAGGGUUAUCACAUCAGCAUAGACUUGUUCUAUUUGCUGUGGGUUUUUUGGAUUUUUCUUGCACUUGUAAUACAAUAUAAAAACAAGAGCAAAUAAAAAGUAAGUUGCCUACUGUGUUAUCGGGCAGUCUGUAAACAAACAAAUAGGGAUGCAGGUUCCCUGAAUCAUAAAUAUUCACAGGUGUGCAAACAUAAUUUGCAAAUAUAGAAACAUUUCUUAAUUCCAUUUUCUAGCCCUCUACCUUUACAGUCCAUUGCUGUUAAAAUUCCCCCCACCCCACUGCACUGCCAGAGAAGAUUAUCAUCUCCAGUAAGGGAGCAGCAAAUGAACAGUUUUGAGCGGGGCAAGCAUCCAGAGACCCGAUGUGCUGUACAGAAAGUAAUAUGGAAGUACUUUCCCCUGUUUUCUAUAAGGGGGUCAAUAGCUCUUUAACCUACGCUGCAUUACAUCUGGGCUGACUGAUGCUAGAAGACGGGAACUCCCUGGCAUGUGAAGCUUGUCGGGGGCAAUGAAGUGUAAUCAGGAAGGUUACAGCAGCAGGCAGAUGCGUGAAAAAGUACUUUUCUAAGAGCAAGGAGAGACUGUUGGUGCUGAAGUUAGAUAGGGAAUGUGGUGAUGGGAUGCUCCAGUGGGAUCUCCCCCCCCCCCCGAUGGUUCAGAACAGGGGUCAGCAACCUUUUUCAGCCGUGGGCCGGUCCACCAUCCCUCAGACCAUGUGGGGGGCCAGACUAUAUUUUGAAAAAAAAUAUGAAUGAAUUCCUAUGCCCCACAAAUAACCCAGAGAUGCAUUUUAAAUAAAAACACACAUUCUACUCAUGUAAAAACACGCUGAUUCCUGGACCGUCCAUGGGCCGGUUUGAGAAGGCAAUUGGGCCACAUCCAGCCCUUAGGUUGCUUGCCCCUGGUUUAGAAAGUUGUUGUGAAAUUUUUGGUCAAUUGUAGAAAGACAUGGCAACUGUUGACAGAAGGUUAGAUCAACUGCAGCAAGCUGAUUCCUACAUAUUUGAGGUCUUAUUCCCAUAUACAGUGGUACCUCGGAUUACAUACACUUCAGGUUACAGACUCCACUAACCCAGAAAUAUUACCUCAGGUUAAGAACUUUGCUUCAGGAUGAGAACAGAAAUUGUGCUCCGGCGGCGCGGCGGCAGCAGGAGGCUCCAUUAGCUAAAGUGGUGCUUCAGGUUAAGAACAGUUUCAGGUUAAGAACGCACCUCCGGAACGAAUUAAGUACUUAACCCGAGGUACCACUGUAGAACAUAACAAAAUAUGAUAACAAAUGCCAAAAAGUAAAAGUAAAAGGGAUAAUCCAGAACUGAGUGGUGAUUACAUGCUGUACUUACUAUGCUACAAAUCACACAGCUAGCUUCUGUGAUCACUUCCAUGAACUGCACAAGUACUCCUGAAAACACAAAAAUUUUCAUAGAGAGAUGGGGAAGGCUUAGGGAAAUUCUUAUCGUCUCAGCCCUUCAACUGUGUUUGCUUGUUUAAAACAUUUUUUAUUAUCACCUACAAUAAAAUACCACAAUAAUGAUAGUGACCCAUCUUACAGGGAUGUGAAAUGCUCUGAAAAGAAAAAUAUCAAGUAUUGUUAUUAUAUGGUUUUAAUCAGCUACAAUGCCUCCUCUGUGUCUACAAAAACAGUGAGCCACAACAAUGGGUAGUUAAAUACAGCAAGGGAGGUUAUGAAUAGCCAGUUAUUACUGUUAACAAUGUUUUGCAUAGCAAUUUAUUGUGCAGUAAUUUUUGCCUACCUAAAUCUUCAAGAAUAUAUCUGUUAUGACCUAAAAUGAGUCCAGUUAAUACUUAAUUAUGAAAGAAACUGAGGGGAAGAGAAUAUGAUAAUUUGUUCGCUAUCUGGUGACAAAUCUAUUACAUGGGACUGGCCUUGAAAACUGUUCAGAUAUUACUGCUUUCUGGCAGAUUCAGCCCUACCAUUAGGAAGGGUGAGGAAGUCACCUCAGGCAGUUGAUUUUGGGUAUCCUGAAGGGCAGAAAAUAGUUUUUUAUAUUACUUCUGGGGACAGGUAGAAGCACUUAUGGGAUUUUUUAUUUAUAUUUUAUGCCUUAGGUGGAAAAAUUAUUUGACAAGUCUUUGAUGCUGUGCAUCUCAACUUGUUUGUGAUCACCUGCAGUACUUCAGACAGCAAGCUGUCUUGGGCCAACCUUGCAUAUAAUCUUUCUUUCCUUUCCAGCAUUUGCCAGUUUGCACCCAAGCUUGGCAGAAGGUGCUGGUAUUUAUUUACAAAGCUGUUAGGGCUUACCUAUAAAGGCUUAAACAAUCAGGUAACAAACACUAUGUCACAUGUAAAGCCCCACAACAGAUGAAUCAUCCCUGCUUUGCAACUGACAGAAAUUUGUUGAGAUAGAGGUGAGGCUUAUGGAGUAAUGACUUCUCCACGUAAAUGUAGAACAUCCAGCUAUGUAAUAUCUUUGUUAAAUGGAACAAAAUUAUUGAAAAUAUUCCUGUUCCGUUCCAUCAUGUUUGGGAGAAAUACGUGAUGCCUGCUACUACUCCCCCUGCCCAAAUCAUAAUUGGGUUUUAUAUUUACAUUUUACUGCUUGGAUUCUAGUUUCAUUCUGUGGUAUGAUUUUUAAAGAUAACUUACAUUUCCAUGGGUGCUCUGUAGCAGCCAAGAGAUCUGAGGUCUUAAAUGUCGAAGAAUUGCUCAUACAUGGGAAGAAAAGCAUUGGCACUGGCUUUCCAUCCAAUUUACUUUUUCUAAAUAGGGUUCAGUGCCGUUAUUAUUAUUUUUAAUCUGCAUGUCACACACUCAUUCCUUGAAUAAGUUUACCAUUAUUCUUAUAAUGUUUCCAUUGAACAAGAAGGAGCAGUAGAGAACAGGUGCAUGCAUAGGUGACCCUUAAAAUAAAAACAGUAAAAGGUGGGCAGCCCAUCUUCAACAUUAGGGGAGGGGCAAGACUGACAGCUCGUUCCAUUUGAGCACGUUGACAUGUACAUCUGCCCCACAAUCUGCAAGCGAAGAACUCAUGAAAUUUCUCUUUGCAUCUUCUUCACACUAAGUCAAUACAACUUUAACUUUCCUCUCCCUAUUUUGCAUUAUAUCAAAUGCCAGUCUAGGUGGCUUAUGACAAUACAACUUGAUGAUGUUUUACCAGUCAUUUCAUUCAUCCAUACUAGAAAGAGAGCAUGAGUUCUGCAGCUCUUCUGGGGGUGCACAAUAAUAGAUACUUUUCUUCAAAACUGCAUCUUUACAUUCAUUACUUAUUUGCAAGAUUUGAGCUGGAGUAAUUCUUUAUCUAGUGCCCUCUAAGUCUACGAGAGAGAAGUGAGACUUUAUUCUACUUCCACAGGGCCUUGAAAUGGGUAUGGGGGUGUUAUGACUGCUAAACAUAACUGAGAAGUGAGGCUAUAAAGCAAUCAUCUCACCUUCUAGGUCGCCACUGCAAUGUCCAUCAAAUGACUGGGAACUACAUGUGGGAUGCAAGUACAAAUAUGUCUUUUGAUAUCGGCGUGAAUCAAGAGAGCCUGCUGCCUCUUUGGUGGAAUGGAUCAGAGCCCUUGUGGGUCACUAUGAUGAAAGCAAAGAGGAAAGUCUUCAUGUACUAUUGGCCUGGUGAGUGUUGCUGAAUUCUGCACUUCUUAAAAUUGCUGACUAACAUUACAUGUUCUACUUUUUAACUGCUCUAAAUGCAACCUCAAGAUCGAUCGCUCUGGCUCUGACCCAACGCACAGCAACCAGAAGACUCUGUUUAAAAAGCUUGAAUACCAUCAACCAGCAAGGAAAGUCAAGCAGAUGGGAACUGAAACUGGUCCACUUAUUGCUUUCUCUUCUAGCAUAGUAAGACUAAGAAUGGAAUAAGAACCCUUCUGAAUUAAUCCAAAACCCCAUCUAAACCAGUAUCCUAUUUCGUACAUUGUCAGCCUAAGGGAACCUGUGUAUCUAUGGGGGGCAUGCAAGCAGGACAAAUGGCCCACAGCCAUCUCUCACUGUUGUUCCAUGGUAACCGGUACUCAGAGGCAAAGUGCUUCCGAUUCUGGGGGUAGUAUACUGCAGGGUACACACUUCUGCACACGAGGAAGCCUUUAAGCGGAUGGCAACACCUAUUCUUAGCUAUCUAUAAAAUGUUAUAGGCUGGUGGGGGGGAGCUAGAAAUUAAUAAAUGGUAGGAUUUUGAUUAUUUGGGAUAUGAAGGGAAAACAACAGCUGUGGAUGAAUUCCUGGGCUAGCCUGUGUAGAAAACAAUCUGGCCUAGCAAGGGCCAUUAAGAAACAGUACAGGGCCACUGAGGGCCAUUGGCAAUGCAAGGUAACUUCCCACCUUCCCACCUGCCCUGAGGCUACCAGGGUAACUGGGUAUGAUGGCACCGGAAUAUUUUGGGCCUUUGGUUCAAGGCUUGGGAUAGCUGAGAAAAGGCAGAGUAAUCCUGGCUGGCUGGCUGAAGGCAAGCUGGAAGAUAUGCAUUAGACUUCCGUGCUGCACUGCUAUGGGCAACGAGCCCCUCUCGAGACGACCAUGCUGCAAUAGUUGGACUCCUACCAUCUAAAUUCAGGUGUAAAUAUGUGAAUAAAUAGUAUUUCUUAGAGUUACGACAGCCUCCACCACGUCUUCAAUUCCCCAAAGGAGCACAGACCAUGGUUGAGGGCCAAGACACCUGGAAUCCCGUGCACAACUGGGCAGGAAUUGAAGUAGCGCUACCACAACCAGGGCAACAAUACUGUGGGAUAUUGGAUGUCAUAUGAGAAAGAUGCACAGGAGUAUCGUCACCUUGACUGCAAUUUGCAAAUCGUUUAAUCUAGAAAAUACAUAUGUGCUAUUUUUUCAAGAAAAAGAGGUGCCAGAACUCACCACUAACACCUCCGUUGUUCUCUUAGAAUAGCAAUGGCAUCCACCUGAGAGAUGCCAGAACUGAACUCCUGUGAGUUCCCCGUUCCUCCUGAAAAAAAGACCUGCAUAUGUCAGCUGCUUAGUGUAGCUGCCUUGAGAACCAUGUUAGCACUUACCUACAGUCACCAACAGAUGUUCUAUCACAUAUAAAUGGAUCCUAACAUUUGAGCUGCAAACUUCUGAUAUUAAUCUCACCAAAAUAGUAUUCGGUUAAUUCUGUUCAUUAGGCAAAAAGCAUAUUUAUUUCAAUGAAUAUUUUCUAAUACGUUUUCCAAUAAGAGCAGUAUGUUGAUCAACAUUGUCAAUGUAUCAGGCCAUGCCUCUUAUGUAUCUGGAAUGCCAACAUGCAAAUAUAUGCAAAGUUCAACAAUUCCCUUUUUCCAUUAAAAAUUGGCAUCCAUAACCCAGAGAUUCAUGGGCACCCCAGGAUAUACUGGUGUAUUUCCUAGUCAGUCACUAGUUUUGCUAAACCCACAAACCACUUUCGCUUUGGAGGUAACAUUGAAUGUGGAACUAUUGACAAAACUCUUGAGAUAUAGUCACUGGAUAUUAUGCUUUCAUUCUACAAAUGAAGUCCCACGUUAAUACUGCUUUUGUAAUGGCAAUAGUUUACUGUUGCUCCUUAUGUGUGUGCACACUUUGAUAUAUGUGCAGGACUCUGUUUGUUUGUGCACAGAGAAUGCAAAUGAGGCAGCUGAACUACUCAUUCAUGUUCUAUGCUAAUUCAUCUCAUCUUACCACGUAUGCACUUAGUCACGUCUCCCCUCAUACAAUACUGCAUAAGAUCAUUCAACAGAAAGGGCAGUGUCUCAGCAACAGACAGAUACAAUAAUAAUAAUAGCAAUAAUGACAAUACAAGUUGGCAUUUGCUCAAUUCUGACAGGCAGAGAAACAAGCCAAGCCAUUCUUCCUUUCUUAAAUAGGAAACCUGAUGAACAGCUAAACUAUCACAGCCCGUUAAGCCUUGCACACAAAUUGCUAUUGCUGUCAGAUGUUCUUCAAAUCCAUCCAAAUGGAAUCUCAUCUUAUGAUAAUUCCCAAAUGAUUGUUUGACAAUGUCAGCCUGUCCAGUUUUUAUAAAUACUUGUACAACAUAAUAAAGAAUUAAAGUCGUUCGAUAAAUUUUAAAACAUGAAUCAUUUCAUAAUCAGAAAACAGAUUCUGAACUAAGUUUUAAAACUGUAGAAACUAUUAAUUACUGGAGGAUUUUGUCUUCAAAAGUUAAAUUGCACUCAAUUAAUGUGUCUAUUUCAAUGGUUAGACACCCUCAAGUUAGGCAGCAACAUUUUAAAUUAUUCCCUGAUUAAAACAAUUAGGACAAAAUAAGCAUUAACAUUUUAAAUACUGCAGAAUGCUUAAUUAAAAUCUCCUGUAUUUGAAAGCCACCCAAAACAAGGCAAAGAAAUCUAAGGCAUCUAAAAAUGCUAAAAGCUCAAAAAUGGUUGAGUCUCAAGAAGAAGGAAACUCCACAGUUACGGUGGAGCCACUUAGAACAUAUCUGUACCUGACUUUGCAAUGUACACAAGAAAAUACUAUCGUUUGCUCUUAAAGAUGACAGUUCCAUGGAACUAAUGCUACAACCUGGGAACACUUCCUUGCCCAUGCUUGGCCCAGAAUGGACCAUGGAUGAGCACAGCAGGAGUUGGGAAGAAGACUGUAUUGUGCCAGGUGUAUAUCAUGGUUCUGAACCAUUGGAACCACUCACCUGCAGUCUAAAGUCAUACAGUCUAGUCAGAAUAUUUGUUAAACUUGAACAACUAUAUGCCUCAGAGCACAUGGUAUCUCAGAAUACAUGACAUAACUAACAUCUGUGCAUCAACACUUUUGUGGAUCACUGAUACUGUUGUGAAAGAACCAUGCAAAUAAAUUGACCGCUUUUGAGCUCCCGAUUAUUAUUGAUAAAAUGUUACAGUCCUCUCAUCUUUUUCAAAACUUGAUUUAAGGUCAUGUCAAAUAACAUUUUGAAGUGACUAUGCAGCUGCUCAGUUUGUUUAUAAGAAUAUGGACGUGUUUACUUCAGCUAAAGUUGAAUGACCAUGUCACUAGUGAAUUUUAAAAAUCUAAAGUACAAAACCACAAAUUCCAUUCCUUUUACCCCUCUCCUUCUGAUCAAGACAUUUCCCAGACCAUUUGCAGCAAUCUGGAAACCUUUAAAAGAGUUGUGUUAUGACAUUCGGCAUACAACUGCUAAACCAAUGUUUAGAUAUACAAUUGGAAAACGAUAGAGGUUCAAGUCUCUGUGUCAAACAUAUAAAGAUGCAGAAUACUAUAUAUAAGAAAGUGAAAUGAAAUAGAAGUUUGUUAAGGCUUUAACAGGACCUUACUAUAUAAUACGAUACCUACUACUACUACUACUACUACUAUAAUACAAAAUAGUGCAACUGGGGUAGUUAAAUGGUCUAAAUACCAAAAGAGAUAUAGGCAGAGCAGUCAGACAGGCUGCAGACGGACAAAAGCCUUUGCAGUUAGUUGUACUAAGCGAAGGGAAUAGCCCUUUGUGUAGGCUCUCAUCCCCUCUGUUGACUGCUUUUGGAGAUUUUUGUACAGUUUCAGAAGCUGCAGAACCUGCCUGAUUGGAGAUGAUGGUGGUGGGACAAAAAUGUGUGCAUGCUCAAUGGAGAAUAAUGACUGUGUACCUGUACUAUGAUUUUGAAAAACUGGUCUUCAGCCUUAGAGCCCACCAAGCUAUGCUUUACAAAAUCAUGCUUUUGCUCACCGUUUCUACCUGCUGGCAAGAAGGAAAUACACAAUGCCAUAGAACCAAGACCCAUGUUCAGGUGGGUUUUAAAGUUUAGGAAAAUGUGCUUUAUGAAGCUCUCUAUAGGUCAGACGGACAUAGUAAAAUGCAGCGGGGGGGAAAAAAAAGGACCUGAAAGCGGAAAAAGAACAAUAAUAGAAACCCAAACAAUUACAAACAAUUACUUAAAGAGCAGAAAAUGCUACGAGGACCAUCAAUACCUGGCCUCUUAGGGCAGCUGCUGAGAACUAGUUGUUACUAGAUAACACAUAAAUUUUGAAAGCAUGUAAUUCAUUACUUAUAUAGAGGGCAUCUGACAUGCCUCAGUUCUAGUUACAGGUAGGUAGCCGUGUUGGUCUGCCAUAGUCAAAACAAAAUAAAAAUAAAAUAAAAUAAAUCCUUCCAGUAGCACCUUAGAGACCAACUAAGUUUGUCAUUGGUAUGAGCUUUCGUGUGCAUGCACGCUUCUUCAGAUUCUUCAGUGUAAGACUUCCCACAUUACUUGUUUUCUCCAAUGCCACCACCAUUUCCCUUCAUUCCCCCUUUUGUUUGACUCUCCUGGGACUAUUCGAGGAAAUACAUAUUACAGAACUAUGAUUUCAGGGUGUCUGGGUUAUGAAAAACUAAAUUGCUUGUGUUUUUUGUUGCUAAGCAGAGCAGCUAUAAAUAUUAAUACUAAAACACGGUUCUCCUGUGUUCAGAGCUCACGUUCCCCCCUUUAGGAGUUGCCACAAGCUUCUAGGACUCAAAUCAGUGCAUUUUUUCUGGGAAAGGUUUGAGGUGACGGAAAGUUAAUUGGUGUAAAAUGCUUUCAUAAGAUCCUGUGGGGAAAGAGAUUCAACAUUUCAGUUCCAGAAAGAGGUUUUGCACAUCUGAAUACAAAAUAUUUGGUAAAAGUAUUUUUGAUUCUAGACUAUUGAUGUUCUUAAUUUAUUGUAAUAUGGAGCAGUGUAACUGAUUAGUCCUAUACAAACAAAACUGAUAUUUGAAUAAAAUUAAGAGUUUUUAUUCGAAAAAAAAUGGUUGAAUUUUAAAAUAGUUUAAUUCUAACAAGCAGCUAACCAAAAUGGCUGCAAAUCCUUCAGAUUCCAGUUCUGAAUGUUCAAAAUUAGCCCUUUUCUUUUGGGAACAUACCAGGAAUAUACAGAAUUCAUGUCUAAGGUCAACAUUUUUUAUUUUCAGAUUUUGGGUUUCAAGACGGAUGUUUACGGGGUGCCCUGGAUAUUUUAGGGGAGUGCAGGGGGAGGAGAGAAAGAGGAAGUCCUGGUGCAAAAGCAGAACUUCACUGGUGCAGGCUUGUAUAUCUCAAUCUAAGAGUUAAGAGUCCCUUUCAAUAUAUCCAUCCCUAUCUAAAUAUUGAUGACAUUAUUUAAAUUCGUAAUUCAAAAUUCGGAAGCUGAAUUAAACUAAUUAAACACUUUGCUUUAGGGUGUGAAGUUGAAAUCCUUGGAAUUCGACCUACCUACUGCCUACCAUAUUAUAGUGUUCCAACAGAUGGCAAUUUCUCCAAUGCUGUAUAUAGUGCUAUUGAGCUUCUGAGGUAAAGUAAUCAAAUGUUUUAUUUAUUUCUCUAAUCUGAGGAGUAAAACCUUCCUCCCCAUAAGAGUAGCAGCAUGAUAUGAUAACAAAGGUAAUUCAUUUUGGUUUUCUGCAUUAUGGGAGAUGCGAGAAAGGACCCUUAAUUGAGAUAAUGCAGGGAGGGGGUGGCAGAUGAGGGGGGGAAAUAUGGCAAAGACCAACAUCGUUUCCCUCAGCUCCCUCUUUGUUUUCAUCUCCAGUUAAAUUUGACACACAGACACACACAGAUGGGGAAAGAGGAAGAAGUCAAUAAUGGUUAUGAAUGUAGCACUUUCCAAAUGAAGAUUUGUACCUAUUUAUACAACUGUCUUCCCAAUGUACAGUAUUCUGAAGAUUAGUUCGGCAUGCUAAAAGCCACUGAAAGCAUCAACACAGACUGGCAUUACACCAUAAAAACUGGUUGUGUGAACUUUACCAUUAGUUCCGAAGCUGCUCCACUUGGAACGGCCUAUUUACUUGUUGACUAUAUCUAUAAACUGUCUUUUGGACAAAACAUUUAGGGUAUAAAAAAAUGGCUUACAAUAUAAGAAACAAUGGUCCAAUGAGGGGAGGAAGAGGCAAAUUAGCAAAUUCAGGAAUGUAGAGGAAUUAAAAAGCAUGGCCUGCGCCUUUUCUGUCUGCAACACUUAGCUGCACAUAGCAUGAAAAAAUCCAAGUCUUAGUGUUGAUUCUGAAAGAUGCUUCAAAAUAGUAGCAUACUAUACUUGUUUUACACCUAACUCUUCUGUGGUGUUGCCACUCUAGAAGGAGCAGAGCGGAUAUGGCAGCAGUGUAUUAUGAACGGAUUGAUGUAGAAGGUCAUCACUACGGUCCCUCAUCUAUUCAGAGGAAUAAUGCCUUAAAAGCAGUGGAUAACGUAUUGCACAAUAUGACAAAGCUUAUCAAGGUUAGUGUUACUUAGAGGCUACGGGGUCUGUUAAUUGCCCCACAGUCCUUUCCUUAUCUUUGUUAAACAUUCUUUGUAACUGUUCAUCAAAGGUUUCAUCACACCUUAUAUAUACAUCUACACAUUGUUUGAAAUGGUAACACACAUUGUACCUGUUCCAGAUGUGAGUCAUAGGUACUUGUGAUCAAAUCAAUGCACGUAACUGCUUCAGAUGUGACAGGGUACACUUGCUGUACUCUUGGCCAUUGCUGGAUGUGAUGUCAUAAAAUGCAUAAACACUGCUACCGCUUACACACAAGGAAAUAAAGGGAAUAGUAUAUGCUGUGCUUGCAAUGGUUCCCAAAUGGCUGGCUCCAGAUAGUGAAGAAAACCAGUUUCGUCAGAGCUCCAAGGUAAGCCCACCGCCACCACAGCAAAGUCAGAAUGCCAAUGUAUGCACGGAGUACCCAAUAAAUUCGGUGAGAAAGUGAGAGGAUUGUCAGUUUGUAUGCUCCACCUCUUCCAAGUUAAAAGGGACAACUAAGUGCCUGUCUUCAGGGCCCUUAAAUUACCCAAGUCCUCAGGCUCAGUAUCAGGCACCUUCAAUUGUAACAUCUACAACCCUUCCUCAGCCACCAACCCCAUUUAAGCCAAAUCGUGCUUUCCAACUAGCCACUAAAGGAGUCAUCAUAAAAAGGAAAGGGGGAAGAAUCUAUUUGCCCACUUCCCUGCCAUUUGAGCACUGAGCAGAACUGGGAGAAGCCUCUGUCUGAAGUCUUGAAUGUGAAACAUUGGGGUAACUGGGUACAUAGAUUCACAUGUUCCCUCAAAGAAUGAUUAAAUCUACCAUAUUAAACUAGAAAAUCAGUGGGCAAGGACUGCUCUGUUUCGCUUUCUUGGCAUCCACUGACAUUUUGCAGCUAUGUAAUAAAUGUAGUAAGGGACGCGGGUGGUGCUGUGGGUUAAACCACAGAGCCUAGGACUUGCCGAUCCGAAGGUCGGUGGUUCGAAUCCCCGCGACGGGGUGAGCUCCCGUUGCUCGGUCCCAGCUCCUGCCAACCUAGCAGUUCGAAAGCACGUCAAAGUGCAAGUAGAUAAAUAGGUACCACUCCGGCAGGAAGGUAAACGGCAUUUUCGUGCACUGCUCUGGUUCGCCAGAAGCGGCUUAGUCAUGCUGGCCACAUGACCCAGAAGCUCCCUUGGCCACUAAAGCGAGAUGAGCGCCGCAACCCCAGAGUCAGUCACGACUGGACCUAAUGAUCAGGGGUCCCUUUACCUUUACCUAAUAAAUGUAGUAAGCGCAUUUAGCGCGCAUAACAGAUUGAUUCACGUCAUCCAGAUUACAGCAUACAAUAAGCAUGAGCUAGCAAGAUAAAACUGCAGCCUGCCUGCUCAUCAGUGUGGGAAGGUGGAAGCAAAUUUAAUUGAUUCUGCAAUAACUGCAAGGUUAUUCUCUUGGAUUUUUAAAAGCCUUUCAUAGCUUGCAACCUACACACAGAGUAUCCAUCUGAACAUUAAAUCCACCAGCACUCCAAUAUUUCAAGACCUACACAUAUAAAAUACUGCUCAGGAGGUUAGAAUGAGUGCAAGUAGCAAAAGGGUUUUAUGGUGUUGUUCCUGCUACUCCUCAUUUUAUGCUAGUCCAUAGACUACUCGAUUUAGCUUGGCAAGACAUGGUUAUAUUUUAAAGAAACUAUAAAGAAUCAGAGAAAGUUAGUCUGCAAACCAAGAGGGUAGUAACUUAGUUGUGACUAACAGCAGAAGCAGAUGUUAAUCUCUCAUUGUGCUACUUCUGAGGGAAUAUUUAUUGUGCAGCCACAGGGAACCCACCAAAACCAGCCUCCCUCUGGCAAAUGAUCCCUGCUCUGGUAGGAAUGUGUAGUCGCACAAGUAUUCACUCAGAGAGGCUUGCCUUGCACCAUCAUUACAUGUCUUUAGGCACCAGAUAAAAACAUUCCUCUUUACCCAGACCUUUAGCCAUUAAAUAAUCUAUGGCCUGUUAAAACUGGGUGAGGGGAUGACUGUUAUUAUGAUCAUUUUAUUAUUAUGCUGCCUGUUAUGCUUUUUAUUAUGUUUUUAUUAUUGAUGCUCUGUAAAAUGUGUUCUUAAUGAUGUACACUACCCUGGGAUCUUUUGAUAAAGGGCAGGAUAUAAAUUGAAUUGAUGAUGAUGAUGAUGAUGAUGAUGGUUUGGAACAUCAAAUUGUAAAUCUCUACCGCUUCCAGCCAUUGGCACCAAGAAUGAGGGCCGGGGAUGCAGAGACUUAGGUCAUUUCCACAUUACCUGUUUAUUGUACUUGCACCUUGAUUUGUUUGUGGAAAGUUUGCAGGGAGGCUAGACAGUUUUGGCUAUUUAUUGAAUUCUGAAUUGUUUGCAGGAAGGCUGUAUGAUGCUGCAUCAAACAAUUCAGUUCAUUUCUCCAUCACUUUCCUUAUCCCCCAAAGCCCAAGCUUUUUGUGGGAAGUGGGUUGACUGUGCAAGACUGCCACACCAACUUCAACUGCGCAACCUGAAUUUGCCAGUAUAGGAAUGAAUCCUACCCAAAAAACAGCACAUCUGGAAGGGCCCUUACACUCAAUGGUUGCAUUCUCAUCACAGUGUACAGUGGUACCUCGGGUUACAUACGCUUCAGGUUACAUACGCUUCAGGUUACAGACUCCACUAACCCAGAAAUAGUGCUUCAGGUUAAGAACUUUGCUUCAGGAUGAGAACAGAAAUCGUGCUCCGGCGGUGCGGCGGCAGCAGGAGGCCCCAUUAGCUAAAGUGGUGCUUCAGGUUAAGAACAGUUUCAGGUUAAGAACGGACCUCUGGAACGAAUUAAGUACUUAACCCAAGGUACCACUGUAUAGCAUGUAUAUUCCAUCUCUAACUUGACCCAUUUAUUUCAACUUAAGUGCAAUUUUCUCUGAAUCAAGACUAGAAUGUUAUUUGAUAUCAGCCCCUUUUAAGCUUGGAAUGGUGAAGGGAUUAUUCCCCCACAGCACAUUUUCUUCUAUCAAUGAUGGCACGGCAGGAAUGGUGAAUCUGCUUACCGAACUGAAAAUGGGAAGUGCAUUGUGUAUUUUCCCCAAGCUGCAAUCACAGUCUUUACUAUCUUGACAGGACAAGGGCCUGCAGAAUGACCUGAAUGUCAUUCUUUUCUCGGAUCAUGGGAUGACUGACAUUUACUGGAUGGAAAAAGUGAUCGAGCUGAGAAAUUGUAUCAACAUGAGCGAUGUUAUACAAGUAAAGGACCGAGGUCCUGUUGUAAGCCUGUGGCCAGCCAAGGAGAAGCAGUCCGAGGCAAGGGACCUUUUCUCUUUCUUUACCCACUUUGUGCCAAUCAGGGGUUUUUCCCUGCUUUCCUGUACCGCUUAACACCCAGUUCUGCUGCUUGGCCUCCACACUCGGGCGUUACUUAUGCAUUCACAGGGAAGAACCUGGUCCUGGUACAUUAUUUAUUAUUAUUAUUAUUACUACUACUAUUAUUACAGUUGUACCUCAGCUCCCGAACGCCUUGGAAGUCGAACAUUUCGGCUCCUGAAUGAUUGAAAACUGGAAGUGAGUGUUCUGCUUUUCGAACUUUCUUUUGGAAGCCGAACAUCGGAUGGCUCUUCCGCAGCUUCUGAUUGGCUGAAGGAGCGUCCUGCAGCCAAUCAGAAGCCACGCUUUGGUUUCCGAAUGUUUCGGAAGUUGAACGUAUUCCAUUUGACUUCCAAGGUAUGACUGUAUUAUUAUUUUAUUUUAUUUAUUAAAUUUGUAUACCGUCCUAUACCCAUAGGUCUCAGGGCUGUUCACAAGAUAAAAAUCACAAAAUAAAAACCCAAAAUACAUAAUCAAAUAAAUAAAACAAACAAACAAAAGAACAAAACAAAAACAGCCCAAUAACCCCCUGAAGGUCUACUGAAGGUGAAGAACCUAGACUAGGAAGAAUUGCACGUCGUCUGCUAGCGUCCUACAGUCAUGCAUCGUAGCCCUAAGGCAGGCUUCCUCAACCUCAGCCCUCCAGAUGUCUUUGGUCUACAACUCCCAUGAUCCCUAGCUAGCAGGACCAGUCGUCAGGGAUGCUGGGAACUGUAGUCUCAAAACAUCUGGAGGGCCGAGGUUGAGGAAGCCUGCCCUAAGGCAAUACUGCUGUAGUGCCCUUAACAAACUGGGCUCAGCCUAAGAGAUUGGUCCAUCCUUUAUGCGUCAUCAUGACCUCUGAAUCACCUUCCCAUCAAUAGGUCAGAUUUUAUCAGCAGGGUCUGCAUGUCACUUUAAACUACAAUUGAGCUUAACUAUGGCAUAAAGGCUGGUGCAUGGAACAAAAAGUGGCCACUUGGCUCCUUCCUGUGCCUUCUGCUGCCAUAAUGCUCCCAGCCAAGCCAUAGUUUGGCCAAGUAAUGUGUACAAAAAUGCACACGCUAUAGUAAAGUGUGCACAAAAACCCAUAUAUUCAUGAAAAUAACAUACAAAAAUGCAUUACAUUAGGGAAAUAGGAUUUGCAAAAUUAUGUGUGCGGUAUUAGGCAAAAUUCACUGACAAUUUUUUGUAGUAGUAAAUUGAUGUGGAUAUGUGGAGAACUGAAGAAAAAUUAGAACUUGAGAAACCAAGUUCGCCUGUCACCACUUUCAAGUAAAUGUGCACAGGACUGCAACCUUAAUAUGUUUCAAAAUAUUACUACCUAGCUUUGUCACUGGCUCAGCUAGGAAUGCAAAUACAUUAUUUACUUCUCAGCAAGAUGGGGGUGCAGAAGUCCAAUUUUCCCUCCUUUAAUUAUAUCCAAGCUCAAUAUUUUAAAAGGAAUAUUUUUCAUGGGGUUUUCUGCACAAGUUAGUAAGCCCACAGUGUUCCCAUAAUAGUUGUUUUUAAAAGGCCAUAUAUCUUAGGGCAGUGUGAUCGUCCAUGCCAGCAAUUAUGAUGUGCAUUGAGGCUUCAUAGCUUUUCUUUCUUUGCAGGUAUACAACAAACUGAAAAAUGUGCCACAUAUGACAGUUUACAGGAAAGAGGAUAUCCCUGCUCGAUUUUAUUAUAAAGAAGGGAAAUUUGUCUCUCCUUUGACACUUGUCGCUGAAGAAGGAUGGUUCAUAGUGGAGGUAAAUCAUCUGUGUCAGGGCUAUACAAGUUGUGACCCAUCAAAUAGAAGACAGGCAUGAAUAGUGGCCUGUCUGAUGCUUCAUAAGUCCUCUGUUUUUUGUUUUUGUUUUUUGCUCUGUAGCAAAACCAGGAAGUUUAAUAAGUCCCUUGUGGGCCACCAUACAUGGUUGAUAUACUCUAUUUCGCUUGUUGGGUCAUAGGUUGUACUGACAGUUUGUAUGAGUCGUUUUAAACUAAGGCUGUUUUUCAAUAUAACCAUAUUUGGAAGAAAAUUAAAGUUAACAUUACUGUUUGAAAAGCUGAAAUCACAUUUUCAUUUUAGGAAUAUAAGAAGAUAUUUACAUCUAUUUUAAUUAACUGGUUUAUUCUAAAAUUAUUUUCACAAUAUCUAGCUCAGGGUGGAUUAGCAUUUUACAUUAAAUGUUUUCUUUCUCUAAAUGUCAGAAACUUUGCUGAUACUGGUUAGGUUCUUCUGGAGUAAGUAUGUCUCUUCCUACUCUUAAUUUUUUAUUGUUUCUAGCUUUUGAGAAUAGCUUUCCACUAUACCAGUUAUUCCUGAACCACUUUCAUUAUUAACAGAACAGAAUUUCAAAAAUGGCUUUUUAUUAUAUAGCGAAUAAUUAAUUUUUCAUUUCCUCCCUAUCAAAGGGACUGUAAAAUGGCUGCCAAACUUAUCAAAUAUUAUAUUCAAUAUAUUUUAAGGUGUUAUUGUUGAAAAUGUCUCAGCAACUCAAAAUGUUUUCUUCUUCUUAACUGCUCCAUCUCACAUCAUUUUGAAAAGGCAUAAGCAGAACACAGAUGUCAGAAAUGUCUUUGUCAUGUUAGUCAUCUGCACCAUUUUGCAUACAAUCAGAUCUCAUUUUUAAGCUUCCUACCAUAUAUAACACCUACAGGUGUAAUGAUUUUCUUGGCUUGAGAAAAUCUUCAAUUCUACAUCUGGUCCUAAAUUAUAGCCCAGUGGUUAAAUUCACUUUGAUUUCUUGGGUAACACUCAAACUGUGGAUAGCACAUAGUGGUGGAAGAUUUCUUGGGGUGGGGAGAGGGUGUUGUAGUCUUGUUGCUGAGCAACUACGUGCAGAGCUCAGUGGAGUGGGAGGACAGCCAACCAGAAGAGUCUCUGAGGUGUACUUGCCUGGAAGGAGAGUCAGCAUCCAAAGUCAGGUCCAGUCCUAGGGUCAGGCAAACAGCAAUCUGUGUGACCAGACAGUCCAGGGGUCAGGGAAUCUGAUGAUCAGGGGUUUGAGACAAGCAGGAAGCAGCAAGGUUGGGCCAGGAACUGCAAGUGUUGUUACCAGCACCUGACUGCUGCUGGAAGCUUUGCUUAAACAAGCUAACACCAGCUGGUUCUCAUCAGUGUCUCCUCUUCUGUGUCGUUGAAGGCUGAUCAGCUGCAGGUGGGCUCUCCACCUUCAGGCUGCUGUUCAGCAGGCAAAGCUGACUCCUGGCCCAUGACAGAGGGACUGACAGUCUUCCAGAUGUGGGAAACAUGGUAUAGUUGAAUGCAGUUUUGCAGCUCACAGGAGAAACAAUAGUGUGCAAAAUGAAAGUAAAAUUUUAAAUAUUUUUAGUAAAAGUGUGUGAUGAUGCAUGUGCCUACUUUAACAGAUUAUCAGCAUAUCAUCCACCAUUUUGGAUACACACACACACACACACACACACACACACACAUAUUUAAAAAUUACAAAAGUUUAAAAUAAAACAUAGUUUACAUGGUCCAGGCACACCAGCUGUAGGGGGAAGUUGGUAGAGCUAUCUUGUUCCAGUUUGUCUGUAUCACCCAUUACUGUCUCUUUUGUCUUGGAGGCCAACUGCCCAAAGCAGAGUUCAUUAGAAGCUGGUUGACACCAGGAGAGCAGUCAGGCCUAGAAGUCUUCUUAAACAAAUAAAGCUGAGUUUCCAACUCAAUUUUAACCUUGGUUGCUGUGGUUCUUAUUAUGAUUGUCCUGUUAGAGGACUCCAACACGGAAACAUAGCUGAUUUGGUAGGUGUCUCCUUUCUUGCUCACCAUGCCAUAUUCCUUCCAAAAAGUAGUAGGGGCUGCCAUUAAAACAAUAGCAUUACACACAUCUGGAGAGCUGUCAGAACUGAUUUAUGAUUUGUUAUUUUUUAUUACUUCCCAACAAAAAUAGGUACAGUUACCUUGGGUUUGCGUCCUGCCAGUGACAAAUAUGCAAAACUUGAAUGUCACUGGCACGGCACAUUAUCACUUCGUGUUGGAUUUUAGGCUUAUACAUUGGAGAGAUGCAUGAUUUCUGCUACACACAGUGGCAGCAUAAAAUCUGCCUCUGCCUCCAGUGAUGGGGUGUUCAAAUUCCCCUUCCUGUAUGAAUGAUGCCAACAAAAGUGAGCAAUGGCUCGAUCCAAAGAAUGAUGCCCUUCCAAUUUAUAGCUUCAGUGAAUUUGAGCUAGCAACACAAUAAACUGAUGCUGGAAUCCCUUUUGAUUUUUAUCUGCUUCUAUUUAUGAUGAGAUUCCUUGCCUGUCAGCACUGUAGUCAUUAAAAAAAUAAAAACCUUUAAAAACUCAGGAGCCCCUUGAGUAUCCAUACAUUUCUCUGUAUUUAAUAGUCAGCAGAUGUACUAGAUAAUUGAACAAUUCUAGCUGACAAAUUAAAUCUGUUUCCUUUUCUCUAUCUAUUUUUACUGACAGCACUCAGAGUGAGCAAAGGUGGGGAAAUUGGCUCCCCCUUUUAACUCCAGAGCCCCUUUGCUCUGUUUAAUUCAUUUCCAGGCUGUCAGUGGUCUGCCCAAUGUCUACCACGUUUGCUAGCAUUAACCUAUGGCCUGCCAAGUCUUACCUAAUUUGUAAAAUAGUCUUAUGCCAGCAUGACAUAACUUGUUAAACCUUUCAAAAUUUGCUAGAUGUUGCUGUUGGCUCAUCUAGCAGCGUAUCAAAACUAAUAAAUCAACAGUGCCCUCUGCUCAGGUCCACGUAUGAAGAAAAUGCCUAUCAGUGCCUGUUGAGAAUGAAGUCCAAAAGCACAGCAACUUUCAGUACAUAAAAUCAAACAUAUUGAAUGUAUGGGAUAAUACAUUCAAAUGUAUUAUAGGUUUUCUUAUUAAACCGUUAUGUCACCACAGUAAUUCAGCUAAGGUGGAAGUCAAAAAACAGGGCCAGGGUUAUCAGAAUGACACCGGAAAAUGGGGACUGUGUUAGUGAUGCAUACAUUCCUGUAAAAGAAGGAUCAAAGCCAGCUCUUCUCAAAACCAUUGCUUGCUGCAGCUGUUGUGGCUGAAGUGAUAAACCAGUUUAUUGUUUAAAGGUGAAUGUGCAGUGUGCUGGUGCACAGGGCUAAAAUUGGGCCACUUUUCUCUUUCCCAUUUCUGCUCCAGUAUUUGGCUUAGCAUUAUGUCCAAACUUGGGCUAAUAGGUUGUAUCUCUCCAAAAAAACCCAUAAGUUAUAAUCAAAGUUUGUUCUUGGCUUACUGGUACAGUAGUGUUUUGUUUGGUGGGAGACAAACAAUGGCUUAAUUGUGGUUUAAAAGAUGCAGAAUACAGAACAGAACUCUAUAGUAUGGGGGUUCAUGGGGUAGCUGGAAGAGAUACCAACGCCUUUUCUUAAAUUUCCUUGAUGCUUACUCACAAAUAUCUCGAUAGACGAGUCAUCCUGAAUUGUUUUCGCAAUCAUGGAUGUAGCUUGGAAGGAUGUCUGAGUUUUCUUCCUGCUCUUUGAAAAGAUGAGGGCAGUCACUUCAUAAAACACUACUGACCUGUUUGUGUUAAUAUAAUAUUGUGUAAUGGUAUUUAAUCUAUAUCAACUAAUUGACCAGUUAAACCCAUUUACACAGGGCUCUCAUCUAGGAUGCCCUUCAUAUUUUUUAUUUUACCAACCCUAUGUCUAUGGAGGACUAAACUGCAGUGCAAAAUUAAAACUAGCAUGGCAAUCCUAUACAGUAUGCACACUUAUCUAGGGCAAGUCUCACUGAACGUGGGACUUACUUCUGAGUGGGCAUGCACAGGAUUGUGCUUCAGUCAUUUAAUGUGUAGGCUCUGUAUUUGUAGUGCUGUAUGACCUUUUUUCAAAACAAUUAAAUACAAUUACUUAAUUUAAUGAUUCCAUUCUUUAAAUCCAUUCAUCUGGAUGAUCACCUUUACUUGGAAGGAAGUUUAAUUAGUUUCACAGUGGAACUUCUUCUCAAUAACUAUGUUCAGCACUGAAGCCUGAGAUGUGUAACACACUCAUGUUAAACAGAAUUUCUUUCCCCUUGCAGAGCAAAGAAAAGCUUCCAUUCUGGGAGAAUGGAACUGGAAAAAGAGAUGCCUGGCAGAAUGGAUGGCAUGGCUAUGAUAAUGAACUGUUGGAUAUGAGAGGAUUCUUCCUUGCAUAUGGCCCAGGUAGGUCAACUGGAGAAGUAGAUAAUCACCCUAUUCCUUCCUUGCUUGCAACAGAUGCAGUUUUUGGUGCUCUCUGUUGAGUGUAUGUGGACACUAGUUAAUUGUGCAGAUUCAGUCUUUCUGCUACAACAAGUGUGGAGAACCUGUGGCCCUCCAGAUGUUAUUGGACUCCAACUCCCAUCAACCUCAGCAAACAUGGUCAAUGGCCAAAGACAAUGGGAGUUACAGUUUAGCAAUGUCUAGAGGGCAUUGUGGAUUAAACCACAGAACCUAGGACUUGCCGAUCAGAACCCCGGAGUCGGUCACGACUGGACCUAAUGGUCAGGGGUCCCUUUACCUUUAGAGGGCCUAAGGUUCCUCACACUGUGCAAAUGAAGCAGAAACAAGAGUUACUCUACUUCCAACUUCUAUGCUUUGUUUUAAACUGCUUGGGAAAAUAGCAUAUAACUUGCCUUACCAGUGUAUUUCCAGCGACUUUGUUAAAAUAUAUUGUCCUAGCCAUUAUGAACUACAUAAGGGAGCACAACUAAUAAAAUGUCUUUCUGUUUAGAGAGCACAGAAUGAGAAAGUGUAAAUCUUGCAUAAUAUGGAAUCUUAUUUAAAUCCUAAUCCUAAAUCUGUCACGGGCCAGAGCAAUAUACGCAGUAUUUUUUUAUAAAAAUAUUUAUAACAAAUAUACAUCACAGUGGUUUGCAACAAUAUGAAAUCCUAAAAAGUUAAAAGCAAGUUAAAAACCAAAAGAAUUAAAAACAAGCAUCAGUAUACCAUUGUGGGGGGUGUACUCUUUAUUGCCUGCAAAGGCCUGGUGGAAUAGAAAGGUUUAAAAGUUGGCACAGAAGGUGCCCGCUGAAUCUCUAUUGGCAGGGUCUUCCACAAGACUGGGCUGAUGACACUAAAGGCUCAGUUUCUCAAUGCUGUAAAAUUAUUUCCUUUCUCCACCCUGCAAAAUAGGGCAAGAUUUAUUUUGUUUAAUAUUACAAUACACAGACAUUGCAGUUAAAAGUAAACCUGUUAAGUACGGUAGGUCUGUGUAAGCCGCCACUCAAGGAUAUAUACUAAAGGCAAUUUUCUUUUGAAAGCUAUGAUAAUUGUGCUGGGUUGAGAGGUUGCCAGUAGUCUGAGAUUUCAUCAGCUACAUUGGAUGUUCUUGAGUAAUAUUGGCAGAAGGAAACAUUUAGUUGUGCCCCCCUGUGUUUAUCAAAAGUCUGGCUUGUCGUGAACUGUUUUUGUUCUUGGAGUUGCAAAUUUUGGACCCCUCUGCCUACAGUCAAGGCUCUGUGUACUUUUUAUUGUGUUAAAAGAAUAAUAAUCCAUCAUUCAAACCUUACGGAGAAAUUAUCUCUCUCCACUCACAGUAAACAAGGAGCAAUUUUUCAAACAUUUCACCUUGAUCCAAUCCUUAAACUAUUCAUGUUACUUGUCUGUUAUCAGAGGAGUAUCUUUAUUUGUGAAAGCAUUGAAAACCAGCUUUUGUUGGAGAAAUAAGUUCUUUCUAUUGAACUCAACAAAAGUAUUCCAAGCAGUACUUUUUGAUUUCCUGGAACCAGAGCAAUUCAAAAUUAUUCAAGGCUAAGAUGAAGUCUCACGCUCUAUUCUUUGUCUGUUAAGCAUAUUCAGUCCAAAGUACAUCCAAAGUCAUCUCCCCCUCACAGAAUGGGGUGGAUAAGGUUCAUUAUUUCCUCAACUGGUAUAAAAAAAGGCUAUAUCACCAGCAACAUAUUCAACUGCCUUUGAUUUAACCAUUGUGAAAAACCACAUCCUAUAAUUAUAAUUGGGAGGACUGCGUUGGUUCUUUAUUAUCAAGUAGGACCCAAACACAAAAUGGUAAAAAACAUGUGGGCGUGCAUUUAUAUAUAUUCUUGCUAUGUUAUCUCAGUGUCUUACAUAGGAGCAUAAUGCCUUAUAUUGAUUCAGACCAUUGGUCCAUCUAGGUCAACAAACCCUCUCUGAGGUGUUAAGUUUGAUAGUUCCUGCCAACCUAGCAGUUCGAAAGCAUGCCAGUGCAAGUAGAUAAAUAGGUACCGCUGCGGUGGGAAGGUAAACAGCAUUUCCGUGCGCUCUAGCUUCCUCCCCGGUUCCCAUUGUGCCAGAAGCGGUUUAGUCAUGCUGGCCACAUGACCCAGAAAGCUGCCUGUGGACAAACGCCGGCUCCGUCGGCCUGAAAGCAAGAUGAGCACCGCAACCCCAGUCGCCUUGGACUGGACUGAACCACCCAGGGGUUCUUUACCUACCUUAACCUUACCUUGUUGUAAGCUGAAAAUGCAACUCUUUACCUAGGCCUUUGACACCUGAGAGAUAUACUUUAGGACCCACUAUAUUCUCUUGAUUGUCAUUUGUUUUACCUAAAUCAUGGUGAAGGGAAGGGAUCUUAAUCAUAUUAUUAUCUAUACUGGCUGGCAGCAGUUCUUCAGGAUCUUAGGCAGAAGGCCUUCCCAGGGCCAGCCUGGUGAUGCUUGGAAUUGAAACUGCAAAAUAGAUGCUUAACAACUGAGCUGUAACUGUUCCCCAUACCUGGACAUACUAUGAGUGGGAAAAGGAAGUGAAACAUAAUGGAGCAAAUAUCUUAAAAGAAAAUGUUAAGGUUAUCAAGGAUAUGAACAGAGCUAAUGUGGCACGACGGCCAUAUAUGGAGAAAUGGAACAUACAGUCAAAAUUACUUUGCAGAAAUAAGCCUUAGCUGGAUUCCGCCCCAAACUGAUCCAGGAUGGCAAGGACUGCAGCAGAGUUGUUACUGUGAAAUUCAUCCAAAUUGGAUCCUUCAGCUAGUGGGAAAAGUAAACUGCGGCAUAACCUGAAGUCAAGAUCCAGGGAUGUGAUUAAAGGCAAAAGAACAGUGGGUAGCAGACAGUGCCAAACACAGAAUACAAGAUACCAAACCAGCAAAAAAUUGUUGCUUAAACAAUACUUUUGGAAAUUAGGUUAGGAGGUUCUUCCAUGUUCUCUCAGAUCCUCUGAUAUUGGACCAGAGGGCAGAUUCACAACAUGCACUAAUAACUGUGCAGUAGUGACUGAAAGCAACUUCACAUUGAGGCUGACUAACUGGUAUAGUAAGCCUUCAUGAGAGUACUAUGGGGAAAAGUGAACAUUUAAAUGUGGACCAUGCUUGCUAACUUUUGUUUGUGUUGCUAAAGGCUUUCUGACCUCAUGCAAAAGUGAGGCAAAUGUUAAAUUCCAGGUGAUAUUAAUUUAGCUUGCAGCAUUGCAAAGUACGCUACUGAUCUAAAAUGCCUCAUUGUCAUUUUGUUUCAGAUUUCAAGUCUAACUUCAGAGCCGCGCCAAUCAGAUCAGUUGAUGUUUAUAAUGUCAUGUGCAAGGUUGCAGGAAUACAGCCAUUGCCAAACAAUGGGUCCUGGUCGAGAGUGCAGUGUAUGUUAAAAAAUAAUGCCAGUUUGGCACCAUCAUUCCAGUGGAGCAGCUCUGUGCUGGCACUACUUCUGUUUGUAUUGUUUGUAUAACAGAUCUUGUUACUCCGGUCCCAAUACAAUGUCAGUCAGUGUGUCCAGUCUUUU